AUGGCACCCAUAGAAGAGAACGUAGCAGAAACACUCAAUGAAUUAAAUGUUGAAGAUGAAGAAGAUGAUGAGCCUGAAGAAUCCAAAAAUGAUGAUGAAACGUCUAAAUCGAAAAAGAAACGAAAAAAGAAGAAGAAGAAA
Molecule: messenger RNA, 141 nt
Organism: Didymodactylos carnosus
Lineage: Eukaryota; Metazoa; Rotifera; Eurotatoria; Philodinida; Philodinidae
Source: the annotation of a GenBank genome assembly